Caenorhabditis briggsae is the source of this 219-nucleotide messenger RNA. The coding region runs from base 1 to 219 and encodes 72 amino acids. The transcript has a single exon. Lineage: Eukaryota; Metazoa; Nematoda; Chromadorea; Rhabditida; Rhabditidae. The record is from RefSeq and is a predicted model, not a curated record.
AUGCAGCAACAAAGUCUGAUAUUUUUCUAUGUUGUUGUUGUUCACAAAAAUUCCCAACCAUUUCAGGAAGAUCCAACAAAGAAAUUCGUCCACCUGCACCGUCGUCAACAACUUCCAUCUAUAAAUUUGCCGACAUAUCUUCCAGAUGGAGAUUCUAGUUCCAGAGACGGAUCACCGUAUUUGCCUCCAGAAGAAAUUCGAUCGGCUAAGAAGGCCUAG